Messenger RNA from Saccostrea echinata, 675 nucleotides. RefSeq lists its product as uncharacterized. The transcript has 4 exons. The record is from RefSeq and is a predicted model, not a curated record. The coding region runs from base 16 to 429 and encodes 137 amino acids. Lineage: Eukaryota; Metazoa; Mollusca; Bivalvia; Ostreida; Ostreidae.
UGAAUCUAAAAAGAAAUGAAGAAAUUCACAGAAUAUUUGAUAUUUGCACUGAUUUUAAUUAUUUUUGCGUGCUUCAUAGACCUUAUUGACACAGCGGAGACUUGUGGGAGUCUCCUAGGGACUCAGUUGUACUGUCCGUCGGGGUAUCAUUGUUGUGACAAGACAGCGUCCACAUGCUGUGCUUACGGCUACAUCUGCGGGGGGACGGUCUGCAUAAGUAUAGCAGCAAUCAUCGUUCCCUGCAUCAUCGUUGUAGUUAUCAUUGUCGUGAUCAUCGUUAUCAUUGUUAAGAAGAAUAAGGCACACCAAGGAGUCGUUGUCAGCCCAGGUUAUCCUCAAUCGUCCGGUUAUCCUCAGCCAGGUCAACAUCCGUCGCAUGGUCAGAUCAAUCCAGCUGGACAAUAUCCUCCCCCGCCGCCUGGAAAAUAGCCUCAUGAAAUCACAAUGAAAUAAUUUGUUUUACUACGUAGUUUUACUUGCUUGCUAAUUCAGUGAUUAUGUAAGCAGCACUAUUGAUUGACAAAACUCAAUUUUCUGAUAAAAUGAUUGCUUAAAUAGCCACCCUUUUGUAUUUCAAAAAAAUGUGUAAAACUGUUUUCCACCUGACAGUUGUUUCUACAAGCUGUAAUGCAUUAAGUUGGUGUGGUUAUUACGUUGACAAAAUAGAUAAACAAU